Messenger RNA from Aureobasidium subglaciale EXF-2481, 2229 nucleotides. RefSeq lists its product as uncharacterized. Gene Ontology annotation, molecular function: cytoskeletal regulatory protein binding. The record is from RefSeq and is a predicted model, not a curated record. The transcript has 3 exons. Gene Ontology annotation, biological process: establishment of cell polarity. NCBI's taxonomy places the organism in Eukaryota, Fungi, Ascomycota, Dothideomycetes, Dothideales, Saccotheciaceae. Gene Ontology annotation, cellular component: cell tip; cytoplasm. The annotation marks the transcript as partial.
CCACAACAGCUGUCGACGAUUGAGAAGAGCGUCACACACCUGCUCGUCGCGACAAAGCAACUGCUCGAGACACUGACACAAUGGUCCCGCAACGCAGCCAGCGAGAGCGAGGUCUCGGACGUCUAUGUGCGCCUGGGCUACGAGUUCAACAUAGCCUGCCGCGCCUUCAACAGCAUAGGUGUCGACACACAGGACCUUGGCCCCGUGCCCGACCUUCUUCGCGGCAUCCUCGAGGAGACGCUCAGCCAGGAAGCCAGCCAACAGAGUCUCGACCGCUUCCUGCCCCGCAUCCGCGACAUCAUCAUCAACCUUCUGCACGGCCUUAAGAAGAAGCAGCAGCGUUUGCGCCAACGCACCAGCAGUGGCAGCCAAGUCGCCAACGAGCCCGCCGGCCAUGAUCUGCCUCCGCGCUCCGCCUCGAUGCUAGGCGGGAGGUCGUCUCCCAGAAAAGAAAGCUUCACGCCUGUUGCCUCAGCACAUCACGCGCGAGACCAGAGUCGCGACACGUCAAGCUCCGAUGCCUCGUCCAUGUCGAGCAACGCCUUGCAGAACAUGCCCGUCAUUGCUCCCUAUCCCCAGGAAGACACCAUGCCUGCACAGCCACCACCGCAAUACGGAAACGAGCCUGCUCCCGUAGCCUAUCAACAGGAGUCUCCACGACCAACCUAUACCGAACACAAUCUGCCGCCCCCUCCUCCACCUCCGCCUCCGAAACAGCAAGAUGCCCUGGCUGCUUUGCAACGCGGCGGAGAAUUGGAGAGAAGAGCCUCGAGGCGUUUCUCCGCCUAUCAGAUCUCAAAGCAUCUGGGUUCCAGCAACGGUCGCCACAAGUCUAGAAUCCAGCGGCAAACCACUCCCCCGUCCACUACCGAGAAGGCUUCCACCCAACAACAAUUCGUUCCCGAGUCCUCACCACAGCCUGGUAAGGAAUUGACCCUCUUCCUUCAAUACAAGAGCAAGAUCAAGAAGUUUGUCUUGCCUGAUGGUGGUGACCUAUCAAUCGCUAGGCUUCAGCUUGCUUUCAUCGAGAAAUUCGCUUGGAACACGCACAACAACGGCAAUGACCUUCCCGAAAUCUACUUGCAGGACCCCGUCUCAGGCGUACGUCACGAGCUGGAAGAUCUGGCUGAUAUCAAGGAUCGCUCUGUUCUUGUGCUGAACGUCGAACAACUCGACGAGGUCAAAAAGCACUUUGACGACAGUAUUGGAGGUAUCAAGAGCAUGAUUGAAGGCCUAAAAGCAGCUGUGGAUGAUCAGCAAUCUGCCAUACACAGGGUGUCUGAACGACAACAAGAUGCCGCAAAGGAGAUGGCCGCUAUGGUCAUCGCAGCUCCACGCGCUCAGACGCAAAACGCAACACCUCCGCCUCUCCAAACUGCAUCUUCGAAAGGCACUCCAGCACAGCUCACGGAAGUCCAGUCACUUCGCCGCGAGCUUGCCGUUGUUCGCCAGACAUAUACGUCAUUUGUUGACGAUAUCAAUGCUUCCAUGUCGUCCAUCCGAACCAAAGCUGCCACAGUCAAGUCUACCGCGGACAAGACGCGCGUGCCUUCUAUGUCUGCUGGCUCCGGGCGCACUUAUGUCAAUGGCGGAAAGAAAUCGCUGUCGGACGAUAGCGAGAAGCUUGUAACACAAGUAGAUGACUUGCAAGACACUGUGGAAGACCUUCGUAAAGACGUUGUUCAGCGCGGUGUUCGCCCUCUACCCCGUCAACUCGAUGUUGUCAGCAAAGACAUCUCCACCGCGACAUCUGGACUCAAGAAGUUGCAAGAGUUCCUCAAGCGUGAGAAACCCAUCUGGACCAAGAUUUGGGAGAAAGAGCUGCAAGUUGUUUGUGAAGACAGAGACUUGCUUACCAUGCAAGAGGAGCUUUGUAUCGAUCUGGAAGACGACCUCGAAAAGGCGGCAGAGACGUUUGCUCUCGUUGAGCAAGCGACAAGACAGCAGAAUCUCCAAAACACACCUCGCUCUUCUUCCCGCACACUUAAUCCAGUGGCUCUUGAGCGUGGAGGCGAUCCUCAGAAAGCUCGUACCGGUGUUCUCGGUGAGGUGCGCGCCCUGCAACCAAAUCACGAGUCUCGAUUAGAAGCCAUCGAGCGUGCUGAGAAAGCACGACAACGCGAGUUGGAAGAAAGGCGGGACGGCGAAUUCCAGAAAGAACUCAGCAGCUUCGUUGAAGAAGGGAAGCUCAAGAAGAGUGGUGGCGUGGAAGAGGCAGAACGUUUGCGC